Messenger RNA from Microstroma glucosiphilum, 2240 nucleotides. RefSeq lists its product as hypothetical. The transcript has a single exon. Gene Ontology annotation, molecular function: metal ion binding. NCBI's taxonomy places the organism in Eukaryota, Fungi, Basidiomycota, Exobasidiomycetes, Microstromatales, Microstromataceae. The annotation marks the transcript as partial. The record is from RefSeq and is a predicted model, not a curated record.
AGACGGUCACCAUUCCACUCCUUCCUCCUCCCUUGGGCGUCCACACAACCUCAUCCCCUACACCUCGAGGCAAUGCUGCCAUGACAGUCUGCAAAUUCUACCUGCAAGAUCGUUGCGCCUUUGGCAAUUCGUGCAAAUUCGAACACCCAGCAGACAAGCGCGCAGCAGCCAAUCUCGCCGGCAGCGGUCCUUCGUCGUCUGGGGGAGGAGGAUUCGGAGCUGGCAAUUCUGCCUUUGGCAGUGGAGGAUCUUUAGCUGGUCGCUUUGGAGCAGCAGCGCCUCCUCCCACUUUUGGAGGAAGCUCUGCCUUUGGCGCAGCAGCAGGCCGUAGCAGCAUCGGCAGUGGAAGCGGCAGCGGCAGUGGCAGCGCCUUUGGAUCGUUCGGAGGGGGGCCAUCAGCCUUUGGGGGUGGGAACAACAGCGCCUCGUCGCCAUCGGCAUUCGGAUCAGGCACUCAGCGGUCAGCCUUUGGAGGAAAUGCGAGCACUUCUAGCCCCUCGGCGUUUGGCCAAUCGGGUGCCUCACAGUCCUCUGCUUUUGGCGCCCCUCAACAGGAGAGUGCAUUCGGCGCUGCCAGCUCACCUCAGCCCGGCGCUCAGAGCAGCCAAGUCCCCUCGCACGUCGCUCCAGGUCAAGUGAAUCUCUCUCAGCAGACAAUAGAAGAGGACCUACGACUAAAUCGUCCCUUGUGGCGCUCCUCAGUCUUCGGUCCAGCCAAGUAUGAGCCGAAUCUGAUUGCUGGUUGUGAUUUCUCGCAGGACGAGCUGAGGGUGGAAGCGCUGCAGGCCAUCUCAGCUGGAGGCAAUGCGGUACAGGAGUACGUCAAGAAGGAGGAAGAGGCGUUUGGGAGAGGUGACGGAGCAGUUCAGCAGGCAUUGGGGGACAAGGCACAAGCUGUGCGGCAAGCAGAAUCAAAUCGGGCACAAGCACUGGCUGCCUUGAAAGGAGGAGCGCAGACAACGAGUACACCUUCGGCAUUUGGUGGCACACCCAGCGGACCUUCUGCCUUUGGAGCAUCAACCACACCUGGACCAUCUGCAUUCGGCGGCAGUGCAAGUCAACCAAGCGCAUCUGCAACUCCCUCUGCCUUUGGAUCAGGAUCAGGUGUAGGGACAUUCGGUCAAUCGACGACUACGGCCUUUGGCAGUCCCUCGGCCUUUGGCAGCCCUUCCGCCUUUGGACAGCAGUCUGCCUUUGGCUCUUCUUCUUCUACCGGCAAUACCAGCGCAUUCGGUAAGCCACAGGCCUUCGGCACUGCUGCUGCCCCAUCAGCGUUUGGGAGCAACACUGGCGGUAGCGCGUUUGGUGCUCCUCACGCAACUCAGUCAGGCUUUGCCUCUUUCGGCUCAAGCUCAACGAGCAACCCUUCUCAACCAACCACAACAGCAUUCGGACAGAGCGCUGCCGCCACUCCAUCUGCAUUCGGUCAACCCUCCGCUUUCGGUUCCGGCGCCGGUGUCGGGACCUCGCAGCAAGCAGGUAGCAGUGCCUUGGGUCAGCAAGCUGCUACUUCGAGUGCAUUUGGUGCAUCAGCGACAUUCGGAUCUGGUACGGGGGCGAGUUUCGGGUCCCAAUCUCAGCCUCAGUCUGGGGGAUUCGGCACAGGCGCAUUUGGCAGCAGCGCUACCUCUGCAACACCCUCCCCUUUCGGCUCAGCUGCUGCUGCUGCUGGUGGUGGUGGUGGUACUGGUGGUGGUGGAGCCUCCGGAGGGUUCGGAGCAGGCAGCACUGCUCGAACUUCCGCAUCGUCAACAAGUGCCAGCCGGGACCCAUAUGCAUCUCUAGCUCCCAAGGAAGAAGAUCUACCGGAAAAGGUGCGGAGCUUGUUCAGAUUGGACCAAUUCGAGUGGGGUGCAGUGCCCGGGGUGGAGCCUCCGUUGUCAGUGAGAUGAAAUGAGAUGAGAUAAGACGAGACGAGACAAGACGAGACAAGAGGGGGCGAUUGCCAAUGUGCAGUGGAGUGCAGUACAGAGAAUGAUCAUGUAUAAUACAACUUCUAUUCCGUUUCCGUUUGAUUCCAGCUUGUACGACGUGUUCUGUACUCCACUCUUUCAGCACGAUCACCCUAGCUUAGCCAAAGUACCUCACUUUCCCUUUCUCUCCACCACUCGCCCUCCGUCCUGAUACCGUCAUCGUCGCACUACACUCCCCUCUCCCCUCCCCCCUGUCCCCCUCUUAUCCUCAUCCUCAUCUCCCAUCCCUCGCAAUUGCCGCCCAGAAAUUCGUAUCAGGUUCGCAUC